Chara braunii is the source of this 1562-nucleotide messenger RNA. Lineage: Eukaryota; Viridiplantae; Streptophyta; Charophyceae; Charales; Characeae. The record is from the annotation of a GenBank genome assembly.
GGGAAAGUGACAUUGGAUGAGACGAGCGACGGGCGCGACGAAGGGGAUUGCAUAAGGGGGGAAGGGCGGGAUUACUGCGUCAACAAAGGUGACGUCAACGGCGAGAAGGGAAGGCGACAUUGAUCGCGACGAGCGACGGACGAGACGUAGGGGAUCGUAUGAACAGCGGGAGGGGGAAAGAGACAUUGGACGAGACGAGCGACGGGCAUGACGAAGGGGAUUGCAUAAGGGGGGAAGGGCAGGACUACGGAGAUUGCGGCGACGAAGGUGGCGUCAACGGUGCGAAGGGAAAGCGACAUUGUUCGCGACGAGCGACGGACGGGACGUGGGGGAUUGCACGAGCGGGGAAGGGGGAGCUACGGGAGGGGACUAGUGCAGCACCAACGGUUAAACCGGACAUCUACCCUCCAUAUGAUAGUAGAUGGAGGCAAAUGGGUGCAAAGCGGAUGGUGGAUAGGGAUGUGGGCUUUCUUACCAAGCCCAUGAUAGAUGAUGCCUCGAUGUUGGAUGACAGGCAGAGAUUACAGACCAUGGCAAAGCUAAACAAAGUGGGCCAAGCAGCGGAGCAGGCUUUCCUGGAAAACAGGAGAGCAAGAGAGGAAGCACAGAGGUCAGAAGAGAAGGGAAGUAAAGAUGAAGAGGGGGGCGAUAGUGUCAAGGGAAGUAAGACCGGGUCAAGGAGUAAGGGAAUGACGGAGCAAGAGUUUGUGGAGGAUGGAGGAGACAGGGUCACUGGAAACAUCAACGCAGCAGCCAAGUUGUAUGCAAGACAAAACCCAAGCAAGAGAAUCAUUCUGCCUUACAGAUGGAACAGCGGCAAUGCCGAUUGGGAGGUAGCCAUCCACAUGUCUCUGGCACUGAUCACAGUGAAGGACAGUCACUGCGAGCAUGUCAUAUUGAAGGAACUUAUCACAAAAGAUCUGCCCGAGCAGGCACACGUCAUUGGGGAUCUCAACCAGGAUAGGGAAGAAUGGGAAGACACGGAGGGUACAAGGCACAUGUUGGAUUACAGACCAGUCAUGAUCAAGUUACAGGAAAGGGCAGUGUUGGCAGAGGGUUUCACCUGCAUGCCAUGGCAGGUGGUGGAGACGAUCCCAUAUGGUCUGCUGGGAGGGUUGGAGGCGUCAGAGUGGGUGGCAAGAGGAGCGGCCAUAGUGACCAAAAGCAACGUGUUUGCAUGGCAGCCGGAAUACAUUGACGAAAAGAUGGACAUUAUGGCUACAACAGUAGAGUGGACAGGGCAGGAUCUUGAGUAGUGAGUUCGAAAAUAGUCAAAAAGACAACAUAGAUCACGGAGGUGGGACUGAGGGAGGGAGUGUACAAACGUAGAAGGACAGUGGAAACUUCUAAGAAUAGGGAACCGAACUUUAGGGUUAUGUCUUGGAACAUUAAUGGGAUGGUACAAAUCUUAGAAAAUAAGGACAAGUGGGAUAAUGUAAUGAGGUACUCAAAUUGGUUUGGGAAGACACCCCCAAAUUUAUUAUGUUUGCAGGAAACUCGCCUUACGGAUUCCUUAGAGCAUCAGAAUAUUCAGCAGCGUAUAGUAAAACACUUAAGGUGGG